Molecule: messenger RNA, 796 nt
Organism: Photinus pyralis (common eastern firefly)
Lineage: Eukaryota; Metazoa; Arthropoda; Insecta; Coleoptera; Lampyridae
Product: ghilanten-like
Exons: 3
Coding region: 96-707 (203 amino acids)
Molecular function (GO): serine-type endopeptidase inhibitor activity
Source: RefSeq, a predicted model, not a curated record
GUAUCGUAUGACUACUGUAAUAAGUAGAGACGUAAAUUCGCCCGUUAUAAAAGGUGAUAAAGUGUUGUUGGUGUCUGUAUUGUCCACCGUUAGAUAUGAAAGCGAUUACCUGUUUACAGUUCUUAAUUUUAACUGUGGCACUAUUUCAGUCGCAAGCCCAGAAUUGUCCUGAUGUAAUAUGCGCUAUUGCCUGUCUUAACGGUCAUGAUGUUGAUCAAUUUGGCUGCCCAAUAUGCAAGUGCUUUGAUCCUUGUGAAGGACUUAUAUGUCCAGUUGGUCAAGUGUGUCAAUCUAGAGCGCAAACUUGCACAGAAGAUUGCUGUUCACGUCCAUCCAUUUGCGUGCCAUUCUCCGUUUCCAAUUUGAAUGCGAGUUCACCAAUCUGCCCAAAACGUAAGUGUGAAAACCUAUGCCCUUACGGCUACGCAAAAGACAGCGAUGGAUGUCAAACUUGUGACUGUAUCGAUCACUGCAAAGAAAUGAAUUGUUCAUCAGAACGCGUUUGUCAAACAGAAGAACUCUGCCCAACCGGCGAUUGCGGUAAAACAAUUAAAUGCGUCACGAUAUGUGCAGAUCUGCCCUGCCAUGCGAAUACGCAAUGCCCGCAAGGAUUUCAAAUGGACGAAAGAAACUGUCCAACAUGCCUCUGUAAAGAAGACUGCGAAUUUCCACCAUGUGGACCAUUGCCAUACUGUAAGACGCUGUAGGCUUUCUUCAGCUUAAAAGAUACUUGUAACUUGAUGUAAUGUAUAAGUCCACAUCAGUUCUCUUUAUAAUAAAUCUACGCUGCAGUUCA